AUGGGGAUACUUAUGAUUGAUAAGCCCAAAACGCCUGAAUUGGUUAAUCUAUGCAUUGAAAUCCAAUAUUUAGUAUUGAAGAAUGUUAAAGCUACAAAUUGGAAAAAUAAAAUAUCAGAUGUUUUAACAAAUGUUUUAAGAAUAGCAAAAAACCAUCAUGUAAAGUCAGAAGGGGAUUUUGUACAUAUUGUUAUACCAGUAUUGUUAUUGGAAG
Molecule: messenger RNA, 214 nt
Organism: Entrophospora candida
Lineage: Eukaryota; Fungi; Glomeromycota; Glomeromycetes; Entrophosporales; Entrophosporaceae
Source: the annotation of a GenBank genome assembly